CCGCCGCGAGUAGGAAGCGCGAGCGCCGGGCGCUGGGCUGUCAGUGAGCGUGGGGCCAGCCAGCGAGCCAGAGAGCCGGAGAGAGCCAGAGAGAGCGGCUCGCCUCCCAGCUCCAAGCAGCGCAGCGCCCGCCCGGCUCUCCCCGGCCACCGCCGCCACCACCGCACCUCAGCAGCACCGCCACCUCGGCCGCCGCCCCCGCCCACCCCGGCCCUCCCCGGCUGCUGCUCCCCGGAGGAGGCAAGAGGUGGUUGGGGGGGACCAUGGCUGACGUUUACCCGGCCAACGACUCCACGGCGUCUCAGGACGUGGCCAACCGCUUCGCCCGCAAAGGGGCGCUGAGGCAGAAGAACGUGCAUGAGGUGAAAGACCACAAAUUCAUCGCCCGCUUCUUCAAGCAACCCACCUUCUGCAGCCACUGCACCGACUUCAUCUGGGGGUUUGGGAAACAAGGCUUCCAGUGCCAAGUUUGCUGUUUUGUGGUUCACAAGAGGUGCCAUGAGUUCGUCACUUUCUCUUGUCCGGGUGCGGAUAAGGGACCUGACACUGACGACCCCAGGAGCAAGCACAAGUUCAAAAUCCACACGUACGGAAGCCCUACCUUCUGCGAUCACUGUGGGUCCCUGCUCUACGGACUUAUCCACCAAGGGAUGAAAUGUGACACCUGCGACAUGAAUGUCCACAAGCAGUGUGUGAUCAAUGUCCCUAGCCUCUGCGGAAUGGAUCACACAGAGAAGAGGGGGCGGAUUUAUCUGAAGGCCGAGGUCACCGAUGAAAAGCUCCACGUCACGGUACGAGAUGCAAAAAAUCUAAUCCCUAUGGAUCCAAAUGGGCUUUCGGAUCCUUACGUGAAGCUGAAACUUAUUCCUGACCCCAAGAAUGAGAGCAAACAGAAAACCAAAACCAUCCGCUCCACACUGAACCCUCAAUGGAAUGAGUCCUUCACGUUCAAAUUAAAACCUUCAGACAAAGACCGGCGACUGUCUGUAGAAAUCUGGGACUGGGAUCGGACGACUCGGAAUGACUUCAUGGGCUCCCUAUCCUUUGGUGUCUCAGAGCUGAUGAAGAUGCCGGCCAGUGGAUGGUACAAGUUGCUCAACCAAGAAGAGGGCGAAUACUACAAUGUGCCCAUUCCAGAAGGUGAUGAAGAAGGCAACAUGGAACUCAGGCAGAAGUUUGAGAAAGCCAAGCUAGGCCCUGCUGGUAACAAAGUCAUCAGCCCUUCAGAAGACAGGAAGCAACCGUCCAACAACCUGGACAGAGUGAAACUCACGGACUUCAACUUCCUCAUGGUGCUGGGGAAGGGGAGCUUUGGGAAGGUGAUGCUGGCUGACAGGAAGGGAACAGAGGAACUGUACGCCAUCAAGAUCCUGAAGAAGGACGUGGUGAUCCAGGAUGACGACGUGGAGUGCACCAUGGUGGAGAAGCGGGUGCUGGCCCUGCUCGACAAGCCGCCGUUCCUGACACAGCUGCACUCCUGCUUCCAGACAGUGGACCGGCUGUACUUCGUCAUGGAAUACGUCAACGGCGGAGACCUCAUGUACCACAUUCAGCAAGUCGGGAAAUUUAAGGAGCCUCAAGCAGUAUUCUACGCAGCCGAGAUCUCCAUCGGACUGUUCUUCCUUCAUAAAAGAGGGAUCAUUUACAGGGAUCUGAAGCUGGACAAUGUCAUGCUGGACUCAGAAGGGCACAUCAAAAUUGCCGACUUCGGGAUGUGCAAGGAACACAUGAUGGAUGGAGUCACAACCAGGACCUUCUGUGGGACUCCAGACUACAUUGCCCCAGAGAUAAUCGCUUACCAGCCGUAUGGGAAGUCUGUGGACUGGUGGGCAUAUGGCGUGCUGCUGUACGAGAUGCUAGCCGGGCAGCCUCCGUUUGAUGGUGAAGAUGAAGAUGAACUGUUUCAGUCAAUAAUGGAGCACAAUGUGUCCUACCCCAAAUCCUUGUCCAAGGAAGCUGUCUCCAUCUGCAAAGGGCUUAUGACCAAACACCCUGCCAAGCGGCUGGGCUGCGGGCCCGAGGGAGAGAGGGAUGUCAGGGAGCAUGCCUUCUUCAGGAGGAUCGACUGGGAGAAACUGGAGAACAGGGAGAUCCAACCGCCCUUCAAGCCCAAAGUGUGUGGCAAAGGAGCAGAAAACUUUGACAAGUUCUUCACGAGAGGGCAGCCUGUCUUAACACCACCAGAUCAGUUGGUCAUUGCUAACAUAGACCAGUCUGAUUUUGAAGGGUUCUCGUAUGUCAACCCCCAGUUUGUGCACCCGAUCUUACAAAGUGCAGUAUGAAACUCAAAAAUGAAAGAUCAAAUGCCUCCCCAGCCCCCAGCCUCCCAGCAGUGGGAAGUGAUCCUUAACCAUAAAAAUUUAAGGCUAUGGCCUUGUAUUUUGUUCCACACAGAGGCCUGAAAAUUCUAGGGACAUUAGUCAAUACAUGAUCAACUUUCUUCCUCACCCUCUCCCCCAAACCAAAAGCAUUAUCUUAGUGGAUGAUGACAUAAUGUACCGAGUUUAGUUUAAUUAUGUAGAAGUCAUGUCUGGCUACAAAUUGAUUCUUCAUAGAAAACAAAGAGAUUUGGACCCUAUUUUUUGGUACGAUUUGAUAUAUUCUCCAUACUUUCCAUUUCUUGGAUUUUCACUGUCUGAAUCAACCAGAGAUAGUAAAGUGAACCCACCCUGACUCAAGGGAAGGAAACAUUUCCACCCAAGAUGCCUUUGGAAUGAAAGAACAGGAAGUCCAAAGAGAAAGCAAAGAGAGGUUGGGGGCUCAUAUAUUCAAGACCCCAUAGCUUCUAUUCUCUGUUUCAAUGGAAACGGUCCCUAGACUCUGAGAGGGCAGGAUGAACCUGAUCACUGUUCCCAGUCAUCGAGCACAACAAUAGUGCAUAAUUUAAGAAUGAAAGAAAACUUCAGACAAAUAUUCACUGAAUCUAUCAUCUGUAGUCCCCUGCUUGGUUGAUAACUAUCUCUAAAACUCAUUCUUUUUAAGAGGCCAAAUCGUCUAAGGACUUUGCUAAACAAGCAUGUGAAAUCAUUUCAGAUCAAGGAUAAACCAUGUGUACGUUCAUUUUAAUCUCUGGGAGAUGACUCUUCAAUCCAGGGUGCCAUCAGUAAUCAUGCCACUGUUCACGAGUGUUGUUAGCCAACCCCCCCACACACACAAUAAUAUUUUGCUGCCUUUGUAGGUACCCUUCCUAAGAAGCUGAAAUGUAUGACCCCAUCCCCCUUUUUACUAUUUAUUUAAUAAGCUGCAGUGUCGUUUAUGGAAGUACAAUGUAUAGUAACUUAGUCAAAGUAUUGACUAGCCUCAGUCCCUAUAGAUUGAUUUUCCUUCUUUCUCUAGCCCCACAUCCACUUAGAGAUGAAAAAGAGUAUAGUUUGGGUUCCUAUUUUCAGUUCUUAUUGAACGGCACAUGUGGAACUAUAGGAUCAAGAUACUUUAUGCUUAUAUCAGCUCAGAGAUGUUUUCUUGCUAGAAGGAUUUUAAUAUGUUUUGCGAGUGCAUCAUGCAAUGGAUUUUGCAUGUUUAUAAUAAACCUUAAUAACAAGUUAAUCUAUAUUAUUGAUAUAAUUGUAUCAACUAUAAAGAGUAUUAUGAUAAUUUUUAUAAGACACAAUUGUGCUAUAUUUGUGA
This is a messenger RNA of Mus pahari (shrew mouse), 3627 nucleotides long. It is a transcript of the gene Prkca, whose product is annotated as protein kinase C alpha. Lineage: Eukaryota; Metazoa; Chordata; Mammalia; Rodentia; Muridae. The transcript is spliced from 17 exons. Gene Ontology annotation, molecular function: zinc ion binding; ATP binding; diacylglycerol-dependent serine/threonine kinase activity. Gene Ontology annotation, biological process: protein phosphorylation. The record is from RefSeq and is a predicted model, not a curated record. Bases 264 to 2282 code for a protein of 672 amino acids.